AUGUUACGACGUUCCAUUGCCGUGGGCACUGCUCUUUUCAAGUCCACAAUGCCAAAAAGGAAGGCUGACAAGGGUGAAUUCUUCAAGCCGAAAAAAGCAAAAGUCGCUGAAGUAGAGACGGAAACCAGCGAUGAUACAAAAGAAAAUGGGCUACGCGGAGAUGAGAAUGAACGAUCGUGGAAGAUUCUUUCUUGGAACGUCGCUGGUUUGAGAGCGUUGGUGAAGAAAAAUGGCCAAAAAUCAAUAAUAUCGCAAUCUCCCGACCUUGUUUUUCUAAGCGAGAUCAAGUGCAAUGAAUGGCCUGUGGACUGUGAGACAGACUUCAAGAAAUAUCACAAAACCUUGGUCAUAUCACAAGAGAAAAAGGGCUAUGCUGGCGUUGCUUUGUUGAGCAAAAUCAAACCGAUCAAGGUAUGGAAGGGUAUAGGAAAUGCCAGCUAUGACGGCCACGGUCGCCUCAUCAUAGCUGAGUUUACCCACUUCUACUUCAUUGGUGCUUAUGUCCUAAACAGUGGCCGUGGUCUUGUCAACCUUGAAAAAAGAGGCAAAUGGGAAGAGCUUUUCCUCGAAAAGAUUAAAGAACUUGAUGAGAAGAAGCCCGUCAUCUACAGCGGAGAUCUCAAUGUCGCGCACAACGAGAUUGAUCUAGCAAAUCCUGAAACCAAUAGAAACAAGACCGCUGGUUUCACUGAUCAAGAGCGCGAAUGGUUUUCAAGACUGUUGGAAGCUGGUUUCAAGGACACAUAUCGUGAACUGCAUGGAGACAAGCAGGAGUACACGUUUUGGUCUUAUUUGGGGAAUGCUCGCUCCAAGAACGUAGGCUGGCGACUCGAUUACAAUGUUGUCAGCAAUAGAAUCUUUGAAAAAGUAAAAUCCAGCGAGAUUCUUACGGAAGUGAUGGGCAGCGACCAUGCACCAAUAGUGCUCGAAAUUGACAUUUGA
Molecule: messenger RNA, 942 nt
Organism: Cylicostephanus goldi
Lineage: Eukaryota; Metazoa; Nematoda; Chromadorea; Rhabditida; Strongylidae
Source: the annotation of a GenBank genome assembly